CUUUACAAUUUCCUGCGUCAACUUUUCCAACCAGUCCCUCAUCUCCAAAACCUGACCUUCCCUGCCAACGUGGUGUGCUCGUCAUAUUGUCUCGAACCCAGUCGAUCGACAAGGCUGCACAGAAGGAACUCUCGUCUUUCCGUGCCAAACACACACGUUUAGUUUCACUCUUUGCAAUUUAGCUCCUAUCAAUCAAAAUGGUCGUUGCCACGAUAAAGUGUGUCGUUGUGGGUGACGGUGCUGUCGGCAAGACUUGUUUGCUUAUCAGCUACACCACCAACAAGUUCCCCUCAGAAUAUGUCCCUACUGUGUUCGACAAUUAUGCGGUGACGGUUAUGAUUGGAGAUGAGCCGUACACCCUGGGACUUUUUGAUACCGCCGGACAGGAGGACUACGACCGCCUCCGCCCGCUCUCAUACCCUCAGACUGACGUUUUCCUGAUUUGCUUCUCUGUCACUUCCCCGCCUUCGUUUGAAAACGUCAAGGAAAAAUGGCUUCCCGAGGUCCGCCACCACUGUCCCGGUGUCCCCUGCUUGAUUGUCGGUACUCAGAUCGAUUUGAGAGAUGACCCUGCUGUGCGGGAGAAGCUGGCCAAGCAAAAGAUGGCUCCCAUAGAGAAGCAAGAUGCGAUCAACAUGGCCAAAAGACUUGACGGAGUCGUCAAAUAUGUCGAGUGCUCUGCGCUCACGCAACGAAAUUUGAAGGAUGUCUUUGAUGAGGCCAUCGUGGCGGCUCUAGAACCCCCGCCAUCCAAAUCGAAGAAGUCUCACAAGCCGUGCCUCAUUCUUUAAACCCUUUAGUAUGCUAUCGUCCGUCCCGAUACUACGAAAUGGCCUGGUUCAAUGUCAUGGAACCGCAGUUGGUGUAAUAAUUCUUGCCUUUGGAGACAAAUCGAAACCUUUGACGGUGAUAUCUCAUGCAUCGCUGGAAAAGCAGAGCCAUUCGGCGGGAGAGGGUCGGACAGCAAACGACGUCUUCAUGUGGAGAGGCAGAGAGGAGGAGAUAUCCUAGUUUUCUUUGAUCAUGCCCGGAAAUAGGUACCCUCGACCAUUCACUUUUUCCCGAGGAAGGGGGUAUCUUGCGGCAUUCUACUUUUAUAUCUUUGUGUGGGGAUUUUUUUUAUUUUUUUUUUCUUAUUAACUUUCUACAUUUGUUCGGCGCCUGUCGGUAGCGGUCCUACCAUAUGAUGUCCCAUUUUCUUUUUUAUU
Messenger RNA from Xylona heveae TC161, 1208 nucleotides. RefSeq lists its product as hypothetical. The record is from RefSeq and is a predicted model, not a curated record. Gene Ontology annotation, molecular function: GTP binding; GTPase activity. Lineage: Eukaryota; Fungi; Ascomycota; Xylonomycetes; Xylonales; Xylonaceae. Bases 198 to 791 code for a protein of 197 amino acids. The transcript is spliced from 5 exons. Gene Ontology annotation, biological process: small GTPase-mediated signal transduction.